AUGAACGUGCCGUUCUCGUCGUCCGGCGCGAUGAGCCGGGCGCACUAUGCUCUCGUGCGCAAGAUUGAGUCCGCCAGCCCUCAUGCUGCCGACCAGAUCCUCCUCGCCGAAGUUCACUCAAUCCGCAACCAGCUAACACGUUCCACGCUCACUUUGAAACAAUGCAAAGAAUGCCUCAUUCUCCUGCUGUACUGCUCAAUGGCCAUCAAUCCUGGCGCAGAAGUUGACCUUGCCUUCGCGCUUCCUCACGCUCUCAAUCUCGCCGAAGCGGGGCAAACGACGCAGGACAAGCGAACAGGGUACUUGUUCUGCGCCGAGGUCAUGCCGCCGGAGCAUGAGCUGCAGCUCAUGCUCGUGAACUCCAUACGCAAGGACUUGGAAAGUGCAUCCAUCCCUCGGAUAUGUCUUGCACUUGACACCCUGAUCCAAUCGCCUUCACGGGAUGUCAUACCAGCAGUGCAGUCGCGUCUGCACGACCUGCUUUCCUACAAUUCGCUUUCUGAAGUAGAACCGGAGAUUCUCAGGGAAAUAGCGAGCAAAGCACGAAAGAGGUUGAACGACCCGGAUCCUUCCGUCGUCUGCGCCGCCCUUACGCUCGCGGAUACCCUUCUCAAAGCUACAUACCUCCCUCGAGACAAAUACCAUACAGUCGCCUUUGGACUUCUGAAGGCGGCAUGGUCCUUGCACCCGGAACCUACGGAAACAAGGCUUUGUGUCAGAAUUUUGCAGACAAUUACUGACCUCGGGUAUGCGUUCGCCCCGGCCCUCAAAGUGAAUACCCACGAAGCAGACCUCGCUAUAAUCAUGGAAAUUGUUCGGUGCUAUGUUCCUCCAGCGUCGACCGCGUACCCCAUCAUUCAUCAGUGUUUCCGUGCUGUCGCGGCUGCAUCCAAAGAGACGGUGGCUGCUGUUCAACAGACCACGGGGAAAUCAUUUGUGAAUGAGAUUCGAUCACUUCUGACGUCUCAGGAUCCAGAUGCUCAAUACCUUUUCGUGCACUGUCUUUCAUCGACCGACCCUCAGCUAUGGGCAGGCAUCACUCCUGAUGUCCCUGCUGUGUUAGAAGAGUGGGAGGUGGAGCGCGUCAUGAAGCUAUUAGAAUGCGCAGACCGAUUGAUCCGGAAACAGACAAUGGGCAUUUUACUCCGAAUCGACAGCAAUAUCGUGGAGUCAUAUUAUGUCAGAGCUCUCCAGGGCGACCUAUCUUCCGAUCCCAUGAUGGGCACAGAGCACACACUGCCUCGUCUCUUCGAGAUCUUAGAUGUUUUGUGCGCAGGAAACGGAGAAGCGUUUGCCGAACAGCUCAAAUACGUGCUCAAGGCUGCAGAAGGCGAUGUUCCGAUCAACAAACGGGUCGUAGUCCAGGAGGCUGUCGAAGAGAUGCUCAGUCGAGUGCAUGCAGCGAACGAUGAAUGGCGGAGUGGGUGUUUGGGUGUUCUAUUCACCGCAGUCGUCGACUCGGAGAGUGAAGUGGGACCAACCCUUAUGGUCAUUUUCACGGCGUUGCUCUGCGAGUACCUCGUGCUUGCUCCUAACUCACCCACCGAGCUGCUGAGUGACCUGGCCAAAAGACUGUCCUUAUACUCAGCUGCAUUGCAAGAUGUCUGUAUAGUGACCAUGCUUAGGAUAUCCGUCACAGUGGAUGUUAUUCCUACCGCGGUCGGUGAUGCUGUGAAAGAGCUUCAGAGCCGUAGUGGAAGACACCUGAGACGUCGAUGCGACCAAUUCUUGACGCUAACGCAGUCCAAGGAUGCGCUUCAACACAUUCUCGCCAACACUCGCUCGUCGUCGCUCCCCGACUUUGUGCAUGCGUUGGAGAAGCACGAAGCGGGCCAGGAACGUGCCGUGUCAACAUCUCCGUCUAUUCUUCCCAGCUCGCCCUCACUCAAACCGUACACACCAGAACCAUCCUCGUCUCGCGCCUCGCCUGUUCCAAACAAAUUGCGAUACGCUGCGUACGAUGCCCCAAGACCCACACCAAGGCUAAGGCGAGGCAGCAGUAGCAGCUCUCGGAACUCCGAGGAGGGGCGCAGGCCUUACCAAGACCCCAUUCGUCUUGACACCGAGGUGCAUCCACAGGGCUCGCCGCGCCAAACGAAGGCGAUCUCCCCGUUGCCGAUAGUCCAGAUACUGGACGAGGAGCCCAUUUUGGAGGGUGGCGCCGCGGACCUCAUUACGCUCGACUCCCCUUUCAUGUCGGAACCAGUCGCGCUGUCGAUUUCCAGCGCGAUGAGCAGCGUCAUCGAACAAGAUUUCGAAGCAACGUGGAACGCGCUGUCUGACAGUGUCAUGCGCGGAUGGUGCGAGUCAUCGAUGGAUACAAUGCUGCGAAGGUUACAGGGACUGGGGCAUACUCUUAGGGUUACUGAACGAGACAGGCCACCAUUCGAAGGUGACCUGAAGAUUGUUAUAUCUCCGAAGACGGGUGAUCUGGCUUCCAAGAUAGGACUUGCAGCCAUCCGCUUGAAGGAGAGCGACGAUGAUAGCUGUUUGUGGUGGGUUCGAUGCGAGGACGAGUCGCUCAGGAAUAUUGUUAAGACGACACUGAGAUGA
Molecule: messenger RNA, 2553 nt
Organism: Epithele typhae
Lineage: Eukaryota; Fungi; Basidiomycota; Agaricomycetes; Polyporales; Epitheliaceae
Product: ARM repeat-containing protein
Exons: 15
Coding region: 1-2553 (850 amino acids)
Biological process (GO): intracellular protein transport; receptor-mediated endocytosis
Cellular component (GO): membrane coat; AP-4 adaptor complex
Molecular function (GO): cargo adaptor activity
Source: RefSeq, a predicted model, not a curated record